Cylindrotheca closterium is the source of this 405-nucleotide messenger RNA. The record is from the annotation of a GenBank genome assembly. NCBI's taxonomy places the organism in Eukaryota, Bacillariophyta, Bacillariophyceae, Bacillariales, Bacillariaceae.
AUGAUGCAAGAUCUAAACAGCCUUGUCAAAAAGGGUGUACAAGAAGGCGCCCCGGCCUGGUACACGGGAUGGCCCAAGGAACAGGUGAACAGCUUUAAUUUUUGGCAUCGCCCAAUGAUUAGGUACACAACGGUUGGCAAAAAGAAAGAGAAGCAUUUUGAUAAAUUGUACAUGCUGGAACAUGACGUUCUGGAGAACGGGAGCGACCCACUGGCAUUCUCUUGGCCGGCAAAGGCCUUCUCAAAGACCAAUCCGGUUAAGGCUCCAAAGUUGGAGGCAUGGUUGAUAAACGAGGAGCUCAAGCAGGAUUGCUCCAGGUUGUUUGUGAUGGAGGAUAUCACUGACAAAGAUCCUGAGACAGCUUACGACCCACUGGUUACACGCAAGCAAAUGCUGUUAGAAUAA